Molecule: messenger RNA, 1846 nt
Organism: Corticium candelabrum
Lineage: Eukaryota; Metazoa; Porifera; Homoscleromorpha; Homosclerophorida; Plakinidae
Product: activin receptor type-1C-like
Exons: 5
Coding region: 48-1712 (554 amino acids)
Biological process (GO): cell surface receptor protein serine/threonine kinase signaling pathway; protein phosphorylation; cellular response to growth factor stimulus
Cellular component (GO): plasma membrane; signaling receptor complex
Molecular function (GO): transmembrane receptor protein serine/threonine kinase activity; ATP binding
Source: RefSeq, a predicted model, not a curated record
CCGAUCGCGCGUCGAGGGUAUCGGAUUGAUGGUUUUGUCACAUUAAGAUGACAACCAAUGAGACUCUCCGGUUAGUCGCGCCAGAAAGUGUUGGCGCAGGUGUACGGCGUGAAGUGUGCGCAGCUGCGCUAGUAGGAGAAGGCGAGAGCAAGCAUAUGGCGUUUUCUUUGAUUUCCUCGAUCAUAUUACUGUUGGUAACAGUAGCAAACACAAGUAACGGUCUCGAUUGCGUUUGCUCGGACUGCCAUUCGACGCCAAAUUGCAGUGUCUCUGCGGAUGGACGCUGUUUCGUCGCUUUUUCGCGAGACGAUAGGAUGUCUAGGGGCUGUGUCGCCGCUCACACGGUCUUGUGGCACUGCAAUCCAAUCAGUGGCAAUUCUGCACCUAUUACGCGGUGCUGCAACGACUACGACUUUUGCAACAGGGAUGUGGUUGUAGAUAGGUCGAUGAUAAUGAGCAGUGGAACCGAUCGGGCACUUGUCGAUUUCGCGUCCACUAGUUCUGCUUACAAAUCCGACGACUUUACGGCCGCUACUGAAGUAGAAAAGAAAUCGAAGUCUCGACACGACCAACAGCUGACUAUCAUUUUGGCGGUCGUUCUAGGCGCCGUAGGCAUCGCAUUACUUUUGGGUGUCCUUUAUGUGGUCAUCGCAUUCAAUAGAAGAUGCUCUCGGAGACACAACGUGGAAAGCAGCAAGUGUACGUCAAAAGUUUCGUUUCACUUGACGGUCGAAGUCGAUCAGCUCAUAGAGCAGUCGUUCUCUUCCGGCAGUGGUGCUGGAGCUCCUCAUCUAUCUCAGAAGACAAUAUCUCGACAUCUGCGUCUUGUCGAUACGAUCGGUAAAGGAAGGUUUGGUGAAGUUUGGAAGGCCGAGUGGCAGAAGCAAGCAGUCGCAGUGAAGAUAUUUCAUUCCAGAGAAGAAGAAUCGUGGCUGAGAGAGGUCGAUCUCUACCAGAUACCGAUGUUGAGACACGAAAAUAUUCUUGGCUUCAUUGCUGCCGAUCUCUUUAGCACAGGGUCUCAGACACAAUUAUGGCUCAUCACCGACUACCACGAUAAUGGAUCUGUCUAUGACUACCUUCAAGUCAAUAUUAUUGACUUGCCAUUGCUGCACAAAAUGGUGCUAUCAACUGCGAGUGGCGUUGCUCACCUUCAUACGGAAAUUCUAGGCGUUAAGGGCAAACCAGCGAUCGCUCAUAGAGAUUUGAAGUCUAGAAAUAUUUUGAUGAAGAAAGAUGGUUCUUGCGUCGUAGCCGAUCUCGGGUUAGCAGUGAAAGAGGAGACUGUAUUGCAAGUCACUGCACAGAUGCUCAAGUCUGGAACGCGACGUUACAUGGCUCCAGAGGUUUUAGAUGAGUCGAUCAACAGUGAAGAGUUUGAUUCGUUUCGAAAGGCGGACGUGUAUUCUCUGGGAUUGAUAUUAUGGGAGAUGACCACUAGAUGCCAAACAAACAGAAUAACUCCUCGAGAGUACAUGCCCCCUUAUGGAUCAGUUGUUACUGGGAACCCGUCAUGUGACGACAUGUUAUUUAUUGUUUGUGUACAAGGCGUGCGACCACCUACACCAGUUGACUGGGAAACAGAUUCAGAAUUCCGAGUGUACAGCAAGUUGAUUAACGAAUGUUGGAGUGGCAACAGUGCUGCACGACUCACUGCAGCUCGAAUCAAGAAAACCCUCCUGCAGAUCAGUGAAACUGAACUGAGUGAAUAGUCGACUCUGAACAUUUCACAAUAUAUAUUGCAUUAUUAGUACAUAAUUCUACUGACGCAAGCCAUAAUUGCUAUAAGCCAGACACUGCUGUAUAUCUUUGAUCUAAAGUACUGAAUAUAAGUGUUUUCAGUCAC